Colius striatus (speckled mousebird) is the source of this 2558-nucleotide messenger RNA. RefSeq names its product alpha-1,3-mannosyl-glycoprotein 4-beta-N-acetylglucosaminyltransferase B (gene MGAT4B). The record is from RefSeq and is a predicted model, not a curated record. The coding region runs from base 59 to 1699 and encodes 546 amino acids. Gene Ontology annotation, cellular component: Golgi stack; endoplasmic reticulum-Golgi intermediate compartment; endoplasmic reticulum. Lineage: Eukaryota; Metazoa; Chordata; Aves; Coliiformes; Coliidae. The transcript has 15 exons. Gene Ontology annotation, molecular function: acetylglucosaminyltransferase activity. Gene Ontology annotation, biological process: protein N-linked glycosylation.
GGCCGCCGAGGCCGCGCCGCGCUCGGGACAUGCGGCCGCCCCCGCCGGCGAGGAGGCGAUGAGGCUCCGCAGCGGCACGGCGCUCACGCUGCUGCUCGGCUGCCUCUGCGCCCUGCUCUCGCUCUCUUGGUACGGCGCCUUCGGCGGGCACAAAGGUGACGUUGUGGACAUCUACCAGCGGGAGUUCCUGGCACUCCGGGACCGACUGCACGCAGCCGAGCAGGAGAGCCUGAAGCGCUCCAAGGAGCUCAACCUGGUCCUGGAGGAGAUCAAGAGAGCCAUCUCGGAGAAGCAGGCCCUGCGGGAUAUAAACCGGACGUGGAGCAGCUUAUCUGACGAAACCAAGUUAAAACUGUGGAAUAUCACCAACAAGAAUGUGCUGCACCUUCCCACCAUCUUCCAUCAUUUGCCACAUUUGCUGUCAAAGGAGAACAGUCUGCAACCAGCCGUGCAUGUGGGACAGGGGCGCACUGGAGUGUCCGUCGUGAUGGGAAUCCCCAGCGUGAAGCGGGAGGUGCAUUCCUACCUCACCGACACCCUCAACUCCCUCAUCUCAGAGCUCACUCAGCAGGAGAAGGAGGACUCCGUCAUCGUCGUCCUCAUCGCCGAGACAGACCCGCAGUACACAGCCGGAGUGGCAGAGAAUAUCAAAAACUUAUUCCCAAAGGAAAUACACUCAGGUCUCCUGGAGGUAAUUUCCCCAUCUCCACAUUUCUAUCCUGACUUCUCCCACCUGCGGGAAUCCUUUGGGGACCCCAAGGAAAGAGUCAGGUGGAGGACGAAGCAGAACCUCGACUACUGCUUUUUAAUGAUGUAUGCCCAGUCCAAAGGCAUCUACUACGUGCAGCUGGAGGAUGAUAUUGUGGCCAAACCAAACUAUCUCAGCACGAUGAAGAACUUUGCCUUGCAGCAGCCCUCUGAGGAGUGGAUGAUCCUGGAGUUUUCUCAGCUGGGGUUCAUUGGGAAAAUGUUCAAGUCUCUGGACCUGACUUUGAUUGUGGAGUUCAUCCUGAUGUUCUAUAAAGAUAAACCCAUUGACUGGCUGUUGGAUCACAUCCUCUGGGUGAAAGUCUGCAACCCUGAGAAAGAUGCAAAACACUGUGACAGGCAGAAGGCAAACCUGAGGAUACGCUUCAAGCCCUCGCUCUUCCAGCACGUGGGAACCCACUCCUCCUUGGCUGGGAAGAUACAGAAGCUGAAGGACAAGGACUUUGGCAAGCAGGCCCUGCGGAAGGAGCACAUCAACCCUCCCGCGGAGGUGAGCACCAGCCUGAAAACCUACCAGCACUUCACCUUGGAGAAGGCUUACCUGCGGGAGGACUUCUUCUGGGCCUUCACUCCCACUGCUGGAGACUUCAUCAGAUUCAGAUUCUUCAAACCGCUCCGUGUCGAAAGGUUCUUCUUCCGCAGUGGGAACAUCGAGCACCCAGAAGACAAACUCUUCAAUACGACUGUGGAGGUUUUGCCUUUUGACAGCCUGCAGUCGGACAAGGAAGCCUUGCAGGAGGGACGAGGCACGGCUGGCAGAUACCGCAGGACGCCGGAUGGCUACAUCCAGAUCGGCUCCUUCUCCAAGGGCGUCGCAGAGGGCGAGGUGGACCCAUCCUUCGGGCCACUGGAGGCCAUCAGGCUGUCCAUCCAAACCGACUCCCCGGUGUGGAUCAUCCUGAGCGAGAUUUUCAUCAAGAAAGCGGAGUGAGGCGGGUGUUUGGAAGGGCGGACACAGGCGCGGCUCCCCGGUGCUGCUCCCUCCCCUCGGCUCCCUCCGGCCAGGCCCGGCCCAGCGCCUGCCGCCCACACCACGCUGCUGGGCCCGCGCCGCGGCUUCUGCAGGAGGAGGAGAAACCCACUGCCCGGCGCACAGGGGUGGCUUCGCUCCCUCGGCCCCUCGCGAGCGCCUGGCUGCCGCUCCGGCCACACCGCCGCGGGGACGGGUUGGAGCCGGGACGAGCUUUGGCAGGGGACGGGAAGCCCCCAGGACACGACGCGCUCUGGCUGCGUUUGGGGACAGAGCUGGGGUCUGGCCACAUUUGAGUCCUGCCGGCUGACCCCCCACAGGCCGGGGGCCGAGGUCUCCCUUGCCUUUGCCCAGGCGGUAGUCCUGGCCACAGCUGAGGAUUAAGUGAGGGUGAAGCUUGACCCUCCUUCAGCAGCGGAGGAACGAAUCCGAAGGGGUUGGAGCUAUGAGUAUGGCAGGGAAAACAAACAAAAAUACGCCACACUGUGCCUGCCAGCAUUGAACACAGCCCCUUAACUCACAGUGAAGUCUCCAGUGUCUUCAUGCCUUGAGAUUGAGUGCAGAAACCAUCUUUUCUAAUAACUGUUUCAGCUAUUGAUUGGUGUGAAUUUUUUGAGGACAAACAAAAGCAGAAGUAGCCCAGUUCAGAAAUAGCAGGGAUUAGUGUAAAUCCCAAUGUCUCUUCAGCUCUACACUGGAAUGCAUUAUACUACUUUCAUGUGCUGUAUUUUUUAUUAUUGGAUACAUUUGAUUUUUUCAAGUACAUCUCUCUAUAUAAAUAUAUAAAACAAUGUGCACUGUAAUAAAAGCUGAAUUUAAA